Molecule: messenger RNA, 954 nt
Organism: Neoarthrinium moseri
Lineage: Eukaryota; Fungi; Ascomycota; Sordariomycetes; Amphisphaeriales; Apiosporaceae
Exons: 1
Coding region: 1-954 (317 amino acids)
Source: RefSeq, a predicted model, not a curated record
AUGUUAUUGUUUAUCGUCGGCCUAUUUACCAAUAACUCAGCUCGAGGAGUCACUGUCGAGACCGUGUUCCAGUUGGGCGAAACCGGAACAGUCUUUGAAAACUUGGCCCUGCGAGAAUCGGGCGAAAUCCUUGCCACCAGAGCUGAUGUGCCUGAGAUUUGGUCUAUUGACCCCUCCACCAAGACGGGACACAAAAUAUUGACCAUACCUGGUGCUUUUGCAGUUAUGGGGAUUGUGCAGGUCUCGAUUGACGUCUUCUAUGUAAACAGCGGCAAGUACUCGGUGCAGAGCCACGACUCAGGAGAAGGCUCCUGGGAAAUUUGGAAGAUUGACUUGGCAGCCAGUCAGCCUCGAGCUUCCAAGUUAGUGUCUGUCCCCGAAGCUGGUUUAUUGAACGGAAUGGCCAAAUGGGACGAUAACACAAUCCUUACGGUCGAUUCCAUUGGCGGUCGAAUCUAUAAGGUAGACCUUCGGACUGCUAAAUACGAGGUCGCCUUUUCCGAAGACGUGCCGAUGAAGCCGCUCGACAGAGGUCUGGGAAUUAACGGAAUCAAAGUGCACGACAUGUUCGUUUACUUCACAAAUACUGAUCGCCGAUUGUUUUAUCGCACUCCAGUCGACACCAAUCUGAAGCCGAAAGGGCCGGCGCAGCUAGCAUUGAGUGGGUUUCGCCUGGAUGACUUCACGAUUGACCACGACGGCACGAUAUACAUCGCGACAGGCAAGUCAAAUCAGAUCCUUCAAUACAAGCUACCUGGAUGGGUGCGACGGGUAGCGGGAUGGUUUGACUCAGUUGAUCUCGCUGGUGUCACAGCUUGCGAGUUCGGUAAAUCGGAGCACGAUGAGAAAUUACUUUAUUUCUCUACCAGCGGUACUACAUUUGACCAGAUCGAGGGUGCAGAACCGGAGCCUGCCAAAAUCGCUGUAAUCAAGUUCCAGGAAGCAGAACUUUGA